This is a messenger RNA of Acaulospora morrowiae, 576 nucleotides long. Lineage: Eukaryota; Fungi; Glomeromycota; Glomeromycetes; Diversisporales; Acaulosporaceae. The record is from the annotation of a GenBank genome assembly.
AUGUACAAGUACUGUUUUAAAGGACAAUGCGUGGAUAGGUGUAAUAACGAUGACGAUUGCCCUUUGAAAAAAUGCGUCGAUGGAACUUGUAAAUGUAACUCUGAUAAUGAUUGUCCCGCUCCCUUCCCUUAUUGUUAUCCAGUAGCUGGAGAUUUAGGUGAUUGUCGAGUUUGUAAGACUGAUUCGGAUUGUAGCGCAGCAAUAUCAAUCGGUUGGUUUUAUUGCAUUGACGGAAAUUGCAAAGCUUGUCGUGAUCAUAGCCAGUGCCCAGAUGGGUAUUUUUGCAAUAAUAAUAACGGUUGCCAAAAAUGUCAAAAAGACAGCGACUGUCCAUCAUCCUUAGGAUCAUUUUGUAAUCUUGAGCAAGGAAUGUGUUGUACUAAACCAGAUUGUACUUGUGAUACCAGUGUUGAUUGUUCGGAAUAUUUUCCUAAUUGUAUUUACUCAAAGUUCUAUAAUGAAGGAUGUGCUUGCAAAACACGUUUCGAUUGUCCAAAAUAUGGUUAUUGUGGACCAGAAGGAUAUUGUAAAAAGUGUCCGUUGCAACAUAAUUUUUGCCCAGCUAGCGAAAAGUGA